Lepisosteus oculatus (spotted gar) is the source of this 1580-nucleotide messenger RNA. RefSeq lists its product as uncharacterized. Lineage: Eukaryota; Metazoa; Chordata; Actinopteri; Semionotiformes; Lepisosteidae. The record is from RefSeq and is a predicted model, not a curated record.
AUGACUUUCCACUGCAGUCUUCUGGUCAUGCUUUUUUGCUUCAGCUUUUUGUCUGUCUUAGGAAGCCCAGGAUUUCCUCAUGUCCGACUCAAUGUGUCAGAGUUUUCCUGCAUUUUCCGGAAAAACGGAAACAAUUCUGUGGCUAUGCUUGAUGAUAAUACUACGGCACAAUCCUAUGGCGAUUAUGAAAACAAAACAAACCUUUUUCCAAAUGAGACACUUAUGUUGCAUUUGUGCUUGAAGAGUGAUGUUGGACACUGUAGUGUGGAUGUUCUCAAAAAUGGAACACGAUUAGAAUGUGAGCAAUCUAGUAUGGAUGUCAUUCUCAAAAAUGGAACACACUCGGAAUGUAGACCUGUCUAUGAACUACCACAAGACCUAGCAUUGCCUAAGUCUGUGGUGAUUUACAAUUUUCUGAAAAGCAAGACAGUGUUCUUUAAGUGCUCAGUGAAGACUGAAGUGGAUUUAAUAUUUGAGUGUAGGCUCAAUGGAACACUUCUAGAGGAUGAAAAUGUUUCUCUGUCCUGUGAGGUGAAAAACAAUGCUGAAAACCAAGAGCAUGCCCAUGUCUGCUUCGACUGUGGAACUCAAAACAGAAUGAGAGGAUUUAUUUUGUACAUGGUGAUAACCGUUGCAGCUGCUGGGACAGUGGUCACCAUUGCUCUUGCUGUUAUUUUCUUUUGUGUGAAGAAACAUGGACACAAGCAAUCAGACGAGGGGGACCCAUGCACGAGACCAUUCAAGCUGGAACAAAGCAGGACGGAUACAGUAGUCUAUGCUACAAUACGGAUCGCUAAGGCAACAAAGUGACAGGACAGUCAACAACAUUUUUUUUAUUUCUAGGGCAAUAGCUGAUUGCCCACACCUGUCCUCAUGUGUCACAUUGCUAUUUUCAGAAACACAAAAGCAUUUCUUCUCUAGAACUAAGUUAGCUGACUAAACUGACCUAAGACCUAAUGUAUGUAAAGAUUCCACAGUGCAAUGGCACGCAUCACAAUCAGUAAAGAAACAUGUUUUUUAUUUAUUUUUUUGUUUCCAGUUAUUUUUAACCCACUCAGUUUGGAAUCUUCAGUCAUUUUUAGUUUGCAACUCAGCAACAGCAACAACCCCGGUAUUUCAAAAUGAGAAUGAGGAUGGGCAGAUACUGCACCCCCUCCACUCCAGCAGAGCGGUUCAUUUAUUAACACAGUUACUCUGAGUUGGGUUAGCACCUAGAGGAGGAGUGGAUCACAAAAAGUUGCCUUAAUUCCCUAGCUUUAUCAAACUGUUUGUGAAUUUAAAAAUGCUUUAAAUGUUAAAGCCUGAUUACUGAUAUUAGCUGUGCAAAAUAUUCAAUUUGAUGUUUUUUAAAUAUUGCUAUAUUUCUAAGCUCUUUAAAACAAUAUCAUAUUAUGCACAUUCUUUCAAAGCACAUUUACUAUACGUCUACUCUAAAGUUUUAGAAUGGGGAGCAGAGGGGGGGUCUGCUUGCAUUUUCAAUUUAACUUUUGCAAACCUAAUGGCACAGCAGUAUGUUUAACUGAUCACAACUAAAGAUCUUCUUAUUAAUGAAAUGUCUUAUAUCAGUUGUGACCUAGCUU